This is a messenger RNA of Trypanosoma theileri, 3747 nucleotides long. RefSeq lists its product as uncharacterized. The transcript has a single exon. The record is from RefSeq and is a predicted model, not a curated record. Lineage: Eukaryota; Euglenozoa; Kinetoplastea; Trypanosomatida; Trypanosomatidae. Bases 1 to 3747 code for a protein of 1248 amino acids.
AUGAAAAGCCAUGGUGCUGAGGUGUCAUCGCUUGUGAAGGAACUGCAGUCCUCUGUUGGAAUCUCAACUCCUUCUGUCCCUAUUCCGAGUGUUACAUCAAUGAUGCGAAAUGAAUUUCUUCCUCUUAUGCAGUCUCUUGAACAAAGUAGUGAGAUUCUGUCUAAAACGUACGCAUUAGAACUUGCCUUGACACUUGCUCGUUUUGAUGCAUUGUUAAAAGAGGAAGAACGACGUAUUUUUGUUUGCGUAUUUGAUUCUCUUUCAAGGCAUCUUCUUAAAGAUUUACAUCACUUUGUAGAAGUGGAGGGUCUUCUUCAACAAGAUGUACUAUUCUUAAAAGAAUUAGCAGAACGGUGCCGCAUGAUUGAUCAUGUUUGUACCUGUCGUACACGUAAUAAUAAUAAUAGUAAUAAUAAUAAUAAUAAUAAUAAUAAUAAUAAUAGUAGUAUUGGUAACGUUAGUUCUAGUGGAGCUUUAAAAGAAAAUACACGUUCAACAUUAAUUCCCUCAUCUUCUUUACCCGAUACUACUUCGCCUCGGGUAGUGGUAGAUGGGAAAGGUCAACAGACGACACAAGAUGUAGUAGAUGGAGUUUCAGUAAAUUGCUCUUUCUCUGAACUGCAGCAGGUAUUUCAUGGUAAUGUAGGCAAUAAUCAGCAAUUUGUGCAACCUAUUGCAACCCCUUUGAUGAUGACUAGUGGGAGCGGAAACGUAAAUACAAACGCAAAUGAAGUUGUAUCAAAUCAAUUUAAUGAUUCAUUAACCCCAGCAAACCGUAUGUUUCAACAACAAUUGCCUCUAGGGACAAUUCCAUCACGGAAUAACAAUGGAAAACAGACGACUUCAUGUCGACGAGAAGAUUUUCUAGAUUUUUUGAUGGGUCGACUGUCAAAAAGUGAUAUUACAUCCUUAGUCGAUAUAGUGUUUCCUCAUGAUAGCAGUUGUGAAAAAAAUCAAACCCCUGUUAAUAGCGAUGAAAAGGUCACUUCUAUGGGAAGUACCCAAACUAAUAAUACAAGUUUCCUUGCGGAAAACGGUAAAAACAAUAGCAACGAUAAUCCCGUAAAUCAAUUUGGUAAUAACCCUCAACCUAUGGAAACUGUGACACCGAUACACUUUUCACAGAAAGUAGAUGAUAGUGACUGUAAUACACAAGUAAAUGAUGGAUUUAAGACAGAAGAACAACAAGGGCGUUAUUCCCUUUCUCCUUCCUCCACUGGAAGUCGUACAGUUAAUCAUACAGCUUUAUAUUUAAAUAUGUUGAUAGAAACUCUUGUCUUUCCCAAGUCAUCUGCAGCUCCUUCCCUAAACAGUUCCUUUGGUAGUGUUGAGGAAGUAGAAAGAAAUGGCAGUUCUGUAGAUGUUGUUACUAAUGUUGUUGAUCGUUGGCGUGGUGGAAAUAUACAACCCAGUGAUUUGGGUGGAAGACUUCUUGAAGUACCAUCUAAAUCAGCACUGGGAUUACUUUCCACUGUUUUUCCAUCCCUUCAUAACUUUACAGAGGAAUUUAGAAAAUUUGCUGAGAUGGUAGCAGAAGAAGGAUUUUAUACUUCAUCUUUUCGUGGUAGUGGUAGUGGUGGUGUUGGUGGAAAUAGUACAGUUGAUUCUCCAAGGGAUAAUUCCCGCCGCAUGCAAGGUGUUUUUCCCCGAUCUAAAGUUUCUGGUAAUGGAUUACCACUUAGGGACAAUUAUGGUGAUGUGCCACAUCUUAACAUUACAGGUGCUUUAAUGGCAGAUGCUGGUGGAAGUAUACGACCUGCUGAUGUUGUCUUUUAUGCUUUUAUUCGUUCAAUACAGGAAUUGGAAAAAGAUAGUGUAGUUGUGAUUACUCCAAGGGGUGAGGUUCAGAAACGAACAAAAGAAACUAUUUCUACUGAAGAAAGUACUACAUUAAGAACAAUGACUAUUCCUCGUCAAAUGGUGAUGCAACUAGAAUUAAUGAUAAAACAGGUACAAGAAUCAAUUGCUGGUAUUCAGGUUAUGCAAGAACAAAUACGGGAGGAAGUUACUUUACUUGUUUUUCGUGUAAUUACUACUAUAGUAGAUUUUCUUAUUCCUGCUGUAUAUUUUGUGGACCGGCGUGUAGUUCUUUUCUAUCGUAAAUGGAUGUGUGAUAUGUAUCGUCUUCUUUGGGAAGAAGAUCUUCUAGAUCGAUUUUCAGCUCUUGUAAUGAAUUCCAUUCCAGAAGUACCUCAUGAAAUUUCAACAACAGCGAUAUCAUUACCUCCUAACGCUCCAGUAAAUACGCCACAAACACGUACAAGUGCUACUCCUCCUAAUACUUCAAUAACUCCAACACAAGGAAGAGUAAGUGUCGGUAGUAGCAGUAGUGGUGGAAGUAGAAGACGUUCUGGAGGAAAGUCUGGGUCUUCUGUGACAGUGACGAAGCGUACAGAUACUCCUACCUUACCAGAAAAAGAGAAACCCAAAGUAGAAGUAGAGGAGACUACCAAAGAAAAAGAAAAAGAAAAGGAAAAUAACAUGGAAGUAUAUAUUUCUCCAGGAAACGCCUACUCACGUGCUUCUCGUAAUAGUGGAAAUGGAAAUGAUUCACAGGCAUUUUCAAAUGCCGCGUCCGCACUUGUCUCAUCUCUCUUCUUUUCUCAGGUGUCCGUUGCGGAUGUUGAUCCACACAGCUUUGGCUUCUUUGAUGAUCCGGCGGUGUUGCUGGCGGAAUCGUUGUUGGAGGACACAUCCACAGACACACCACCACCACGCGGAGUUCUCAUCACGCGACUCAUGGCGGCAUUACUGCGCGGCACCAACACCGACAAACUACGUCGACUCGCAUCUAUGCAAGAACGUACUGUACGCAGCCGACCGAGAAAAGAACGAUCACCGGAAAUGCAACCCGUUGUACUGCGCAAGACGGCCUCUACACUGCGGGGCAGACGGCAGCCGCUGCGGAAGAAAAAUACACCGUCGCCGCUGAAAGUCACACCAGCCGCACCAACUCCUCCUCCGCCUUUACCACCACCCAUACAACCACUUGUAGGUACGGAAUCUAAAACGGAGGCAACAGCAGCAGCAGCAGCACAACAACAACAACAACAACAACAACAACAACAACUGCGAUUACGCUACCCUAUAGUCACGAAUGUUGAUGAGGUGAAGGCAUUGUAUAAUAGUGCACUUUCUGAGGCAGAAAUAUUACUAUCACCCCUCGAUCCUAUUCGCGCCGCCCUCGUCCAAAAUACGGUUGAUUUUUUAGUCUCGGGUUUACAUAAUGUAACAGAGGCGUAUGAAAUUCUUGAUGCCUACUUGGAUGACGUUGGAGGUGAGCCAAUUCAACCUCUCGUCACGGGACGUGUGGCACUUGACAGUAACUCAGAUCACUCCAGAGGUGGUGUAGAUGGGAGUGGCAGCAAUAAUCUUCAUAGUGCCUUUAACCCACUCAAUCCAUCCGAUUCGCCUUUUUCUGUUAUUUCUGUUCGGCGUGCCAAAGCUAUGCCUUCUGAUACCAUAGCAUCAUCAGGCACAACUGGGGUAAGAGGACAUACUUCUCAUGGGAGUCACACGAUGUUAUCAAAACGAAGCGCUCAUGUGGAUAAAGAAAAUAGUUCCGCUGCUGUUAUGGUUCUACCUUUGAUACCAAAAGUUAUUCCAUCAUGGAAUUCAAAGGAGGAAAGUGAACAAUUUUUCUUGAUUCUUUCACUGCUACGACGCGAGUAUAUUUCUCUCCGAAACUCACUUGGUGUUGCAGCAUUGGCUACUAAAACUGAAGCGAAGGAAACAUCUAUAAAGUAA